UUUAGUGCAUUUUUGUGUUUUAUUUAAUCAUUUAAAUUAUCGGUAUUACAACAAAAAAAAAAUAAGAAUGGGAAUUUCAGCAAGCAAAUGCGGACAAAAUGACGAGACAGACUUUCGAAAGGGAGACGAUAAUACGACACAUGAAAGCCCAUCCAUCUCACCUUUUCAACGUUUAAAAUCCCUGAGCAAUCGGUAUGAGAGAUUUUCUGCAAACCACAGUGAAAAGCCCCAAAGUUUGAGCAUGAACAAUCUGGAAGGUGAAUUAACACCGAGAAAAGCUCCUAAUUCUGGAUUGAAGAACCGUCUCAUAAAGGCAUUGGGCGGCUACACGAAUUUACUUGAUCCACGUAGCCCCAGCCAGAUAAUUGUUAGAACUCCUUUGGUGCUUGAUAAACAAAUGAGCGAUAAAGAUUAUAUGGGACUUUGUAAGAAAAACUUGGUUUUAGAAACAAGUAUUAGUUCAAAUCACGAGAAUUUAGACCAAGAACAGAGUCCAUAUAGCAUUUUUGAGGACAACCUAGACGAUCAAGCAGUAGAAAAGAAGGGUAUUGUCCAGGAGACCGUCACUUUGAAUGCAUCUGAGAACUUGGUUGAUGUUUUUGAUGGUUUGAUUAUCAAUAAAGAUCCUCGGUCCCCAUCAGAUGGAAUUGCUCGGACUCCCUUAGCAUUUGCUGUAGGUACUCUCCAAACCCCAUCUCUUGAAAUGCAACAGUCGUUCGUGCAAGAAAGGUCAAAAGUUCCAAAUAAACUCAACAAUCCGGAACCAAAGUUAGAAAAACCGUCGACGCAGCUCAUCAAAACAAUUUACAAAGACCUCAUUCGACGAGAUCCAAUUCAUACGAAUCUUUUGAAUGAGGACGAAAAUGAAAUUGAUACAAGUCGUACGACUCCAAUGAAAAAAACUAAAGAUUCUGGUAAUAAUAGGACUCCUUUGAGUUGUGUAGCUAACAGAACACGAAAUAAACCAAUGCAAGCAAAGAAAUUGCUUGAACAAGCUUUUGAAGAUAAUUUUUCACCAAAAAUUGAUCACGUCGGAGAUGAAAAUACUCCAAUUCAAAUGGAACGCAAGUUUGGACGAAAGGCAACCAACUCACUCAUAAAUAAAGAUAACUCAAUGUCCAAAUCUAAAAUUCCUGUGGGUAGAAGCCGAAGAUUUCAUUAGAAAUUUACAGUAAGAAUCGACUGAAGGCGCACGAGCGAUUUUUCAUAAUCAUUUAUUUUUAUAACAAUUUGGUUUGUACCUAUUUGGUUUUAAUUAAUAAAUAAAAAUCUACAAAACACAUUUUGAACAUUCUUGUAU
This is a messenger RNA of Culicoides brevitarsis, 1300 nucleotides long. RefSeq lists its product as uncharacterized. Bases 68 to 1162 code for a protein of 364 amino acids. NCBI's taxonomy places the organism in Eukaryota, Metazoa, Arthropoda, Insecta, Diptera, Ceratopogonidae. The transcript is spliced from 2 exons. The record is from RefSeq and is a predicted model, not a curated record.